CCUAACCAUCAAAUCAAGGUCCACCACACCUAUUUGAAGCGGCGAAACCGUUGUUCAAUAAAUUUUCGACUGGAGGGCAUCUGGGCAUAGUGAAAACCGAUUUCCCUCCGCUCGUUUCAUUUGUCCAGCCUUUCGCGUCGGAGGACGUCCAUCCAUCGUUAUUCCCUGUCUUACCUGCUAACAGAGGUUCCUUUUGCAGAAACUGAAAUCUGGCUACAGAUUAUCAAUUUUUUACAGGUUCAUGUUUGUCUGCGAAAGAAGCGAUGGAAUCUGGGACGUCUUCUCUGUCAAGGGUAUCUCCACCGGCCAGCACUGGGAAAGAAAGAUGUCGUUUCUUGCACACGUUUGCAGUUUCGAUGCUAUCCAUAGCUCACAGAGCUUACAUAAAAGCGGAGGAAUUCGGUGGCCCAAUAGGCUCCUUGACACACAAACUAGCUGGACUGACUGCCCCAAUUGCCUACAUAUUGCAAUGCCAAUGGCUAGUAAUCCUAGGCUUCUUGGACGACCAUAUCCUGGCAGUCGAGAACAGAGUAGAGACUCUCUUCCCCCCAUCGGCCUACUUGUUCGACCAGAUUGAUGCACUCGCCCAAAGUACAGUGUGCCUACCCGAGAAAUUCGAUGCUGUCGCCGACCAAUUACCAGCAAUGCUCCAUCGCUUACCGUUUCUAGAUUGCGCAUUGUCCCAGAUGAAAUGGGGAUUCAAUUUUGUGAUGUCCACAUUGACGGAUUGGGGGAAUGACAAAGUAAAAGAAAAGGAGAUCAGGGUUGACAUCAACUGCAUGGAUAGGGCGAGUGAAGCGGCACCAUCGUAUGACAAAACACAGACCACCACAAUAGAUGCCAGCAGCAAUGCGAAAGAUGAGAAUGAGGUGAUCCAUGUUAAACACAAAGAGCAGACUAGUUCAACCGAAGAAUUCCCUUCAAUUGUUAAGACCCAACAAACCAAAAGCAAGAGCAGCUCUGCAAUAGACAAAAUGGUGGUUCAUGGUGGUGAGAACGGUAAGAAACAAGUGAAGAGCACUUACAAGGAUAUUCUGGAAAUGGGGAAGCAAGGAAAUGAGGAGCAGAAGAAGGAAUAAGGUAGGAAGGAGAUAAAGAAACAGAAAAAGAUGAUUGGCAAGGACACGGAAGGGAGGGAAGGAAUGAAAGGCAACGAGUGUCCAAUAUUCGAGCUGUUUGAGGAAGGGUGGCUCAUGCCAUUGUCAGGAAUGGGUAUUGGUUAAAGAAUUAAUGUCAUAGUUGGGGCUGGGGCCUUAAUGCCAAUUGGCAAUUGCCAAGCUUGCUUGUAAAUUCAAUUGUUAUUCAUUAGUGUACAUAAUUACAUAAAUGUUAUAUUCUGAUUCAACUUUUUAUAGCCUGUACGUGAAGCCGAGGCAAGAGUAAAGAUCUCUGUGAAAUUAGAGAAUUGGGUUUCAAUUCCAAAUACAUGUCAUCCGAAUAAAGGUAAGAGCUCUUACCAAAAGUAAAGAACAGUUUUUUUUUUGGUAAUAAAAUGAAACUUAUUGAAAGAAGAAGAAACUGAUACAAGAAAGGUAACCGGUGAUCAGUCAAGAGGAAGAAAAACUAUAGACCCAACUGAUGCCAUCGAAAAGUGGUGAAGUCUUUGGAUGAGCUCGGCCGUAUCCUGUAUGAGAAAAUAAGGUCAGAGGGCCGGAGGUGAUAUCCCGUGCUUGUAACUCUAACGGUCAAGUCAAUACUGAGUAAUCCGGAGGUGGUGGAGAAUUCAGAUAUUCAUAAUCAAUUGAAUGCUCACCUGCCCCUUAAAUAAGCUUUGGUAUAGUAUACCUGUUAGGAUGCAUACGUGUUGGGCAGAUGUAGGACACCUGUCAUAGCUUGAGACACCUUAUUUUGCCUUGGUGGAGCUUGGGUAAGAUACCUGGGGCUCUGCCAAGACACCUGUUAUUCGAGCUCAGUCACAUAAUGCUGGGUCCGAACACCUAUGGCCUGGUUCAGGCCAGCUGGUAUCUGCUUGAGACACCUGGGAUCCGACUCAAGCACCUGGAGCUUAAUCAGUGCUACCUGUUUUGCCACCUACAACAUGCAUUAGCCACCUGGUGUAUAGUUGUGACAUGUAGUGGUGAUCUGUAUUCCAUGUCUUCAGUGCAUGUAGUGGGCCCGAGAUCGGUUACCUGGCAGAUUCACCUUACGUGUUGAUGGCCUUGUUACAUGUACCGUCAGGUGGUCACUUGAUGGCCAAGUGUCAGAGUGUGGAGAUCUCCUGAAAGGGAGCUCAUCUCACUAGGGAAGAACUCUCCCAGGUGGAACCUCGUCUCGAUAGGGAGAUCUCUUCAGGGGUCGGAGGUCGAUGAAGCCCAUAUGUACGAGUUGAGCUGAGGAGUCCGAGGUGAUUGUCAUCCUUUGAGACAAAGGCAAGACGAUGUUCUUCGAGUUGAAGGCUAGGUCGUCGGUUCACCCAAACAUGCCACAUGUUCGAUAAUUCUUAGGUCGGAUUCACACUCAUCAACCCAAUAAACCAAGAGAAUCUGAUAUUCAUGUUCAUAUUCCUUUUACAUACUCUAGUAGCAAUUGCAUAUUUAGUUAUUUACAUGGACUAGAGUAUUAGAACAUCUAUUUACAUGAACAAAAAGAUAGAUAACAAAACCAGUCAACAGAUCAUGUAUUGCUCCCAAAUAUUUCGUCUGCCCAUGUUAUAUCAGAAAGUAGUAACUUAUAAUAUAUCCACUAUAGCUCUUGCAUCAGAAAACAGAACAGCUUCUGGUGUUCCCACUUGUGCAGAAACUAGACCCUGAAGCAUAGCCUGUUAUUCAGCUUGUCUAGCAUUCAUAGCUUUGCAUAACUGUUCCGGAGCUGCAAUCAUCCUAUCAGUACUAUCCAAUAAGAUAAGCCCACCAGCAGCUCUAUUUAACAGCAAUCAACUCCUCAGGCUUCAGCAUUUUGUUUUUAUAUAAUUUAAGAUUUCUGGCAGCCCAAAUAAGCAUUACUGCCUUAAGAGUGAUUGCCAUAUAUUCCAUUUACCUUCUCUACUGAGACUUAGUCAUGGACUGCAGUAACUGUUGUUGCCACUAAGCAACAAUUCCGGGGAGCAGUUCCUUUUGUGCCAUGUUUGGUUUGAAGGAAAAGGUAGGGAAAUGUAGGGAAACUUAGGAAAUCUUCCUGGGUAAGUCCCAUUGUCAUUGUCCUAACUAGAGACCCAACGGUAUUGCUCUGGAGUAAGAACAAGAGAAGAGAUUAUUGAAAUCUUCCUUUUUCUGUUCCACAAAAUAGACAGAGCUGACCUUGCAAUUUGAGAUACUUCAUCUUAUCUUUUGUCUAAACAGUUCCCCACCAAUUUGUCCUCCACAGAAAUACCUGAAACCUGGGGGGAAUUUUUAAAUUCCGUAUUUCCUCCAGUUAAUGUUUGUGGAGGGGGACGCUGAAGGCCCAGCUCAUGAGAACACUUCAUAUCUCAAUUUGACAGUGUAUUUAUGAGACCUUGCAUGUUUCCGUAGCAGUUGCUUUAUCCGGAAUUACUUUACUGGCAUGAUACCAUCGGCAGAUUCACUGUCAAACAGAUUCUAAAUAAUAAAUAGUGUCUUCAUUCCAUUACCUGAACCCCCCGGAGAUUCUGUGUUCAUGCUGGGAGAAGGUUUUACCUUAUUCUCUUGGACAUCAAAUCAGCCCCCCACAAGAUUGCCCCCGAUAAUAUAUCUUCGCCGUGUAUUGAGAACAUCUGUCAAUGAUAAUUUCACAAAUGAUAAUGUCAUCAUUGGCCCCCUGUCCGCAAGUCUUCCUGUAACUUUUCUAUUUUAGUGUUUAUGCUUUUGGGUCAAAUUAUUGCUCCCGUUGGAUUAGGCCUUUCUUCUAGGAGAAAAAGUAAAAACGCCGGCCUCGAACCCACGACCACAAGGUUAAGAGCCUUCCGCUCUACCGACUGACUUAGACGGGCUUUACAAACAACCUCAACAAACUUAUAUAUGCCAAGCCGUACAAAGUUGCAAAAGGGUGCCAAAGGAUCGAUAAUUGACAAAUUACCUCCUGAUAUACCUAACGGGUCUGCGACACGUGGGGAGGGAUGGAAGAUAGGCCUGAAUUCUAAUAAAUCUGGAUUGGGCCAUAAGGCCUAUAAUCCUCAAUACGAAGGCAGAAUCCAGAACUAAAUUGAGAGCUCAAUAAUAUUAGGUUGACUAAGAGGUUGGAAAAGAGAGCUUGCAUCAAGCAUCAGCAUUGACCAUUUGUUAUGUACCUCUUCUCGUUGAGGCUAGGGUUUCCCCGAGCAAUGGUGGAAAAUACCGCUCAAAGGGAAAGAUGUCGUUAGCCAUCGAGGAAACGAGACCCAGGUAAUUUGAAUUCAAGAUAGGGAAACUGUUUAAAAUUUAUCAUAAGUUUUUAAUAUUUCUCUUAAAUUCAUCACAAC
This is a messenger RNA of Nelumbo nucifera (sacred lotus), 4354 nucleotides long. RefSeq lists its product as uncharacterized. The record is from RefSeq and is a predicted model, not a curated record. NCBI's taxonomy places the organism in Eukaryota, Viridiplantae, Streptophyta, Magnoliopsida, Proteales, Nelumbonaceae.